AUGGAGGAGCGGGAGGAGCGGCAGCGGCAGCCGUGGCGCAACUGCAGGAGCGUCACCAGUGAGGACGACGCCUGCAUCUGCGGCGCCAGCUUCGCCCAUCUCGUGCCAGAGGGCCACACCUUCCAGACCGCCGCAACCACAGCGUACAACAAGCUCUCCAAGGACGACCCCCUCCGCGCUCACUAUGAGGCGAUCUGGCCAGAGCUGGUGGCUUCCCAGAAAGCAGCAGCCGCACCACCAGUCGGACCCAAGGCAGUGGAAGCUGCAGCCAGACGACUGGACAAGUUCCAGAGGAAGGUGCGAGCAGCAGGUAAAGCGGUCGAAUGCGCCAAGCAGCAUCUGGCAGACAGUGAACGCAAGCUGGACGAGGCAACAGAGCAGGUAAUCGCAGCAGAGGAGGAGUUCGACACGCUCAAGGCCCAAGUCAACAGGCCAGACCCAGAACCAGCUGGCACAGCAACAGCCGACAAUCCCGUCCUGGCCGCCCUCCUGGAGCAGUGUGAGAAAGAGCCCGACGACUUCCACAAGUGGGCAGAGCCAGAGAAAGAAGUCUGGCGGGCAGCGAAAGCGAAGGGCGAAGCCAUGGCCAACAAAGUCAGGGAGCAGGAGGCGGAGACGGCAAAGCACCUGCAGUACAUGGCGGAGGAGACGGCCAAGCACCAGGAGCAGCUGCGGCAGAUUGAGCAGGCCCGCCUAAAGCGCCAGCCCGAAGCAGCAGCAGACCAGGCAGAACGCUCGAAGGGCUCGCCAGAAAAGAGGCCCUGUCCGAGCCCAGCGCCGCAGCGAGAGUCCGCAGGGAAGUCGGCGGGUGCAGGAGCAGCAGCCUCGGCCAGGCCCGCCGGCACCGCGGAGGCAACGGCCACGAGCGAAGCAGCCAAGCCAGACACGGGUGCAGGCAGCAAAGACGAACAACGCCGAGCCAGAGCGGAUGCACACACCGAGCAGGCGAGGGACAAGGCUGCCCAGGCCAAGCGAGCCGAG
Molecule: messenger RNA, 981 nt
Organism: Prorocentrum cordatum
Lineage: Eukaryota; Dinophyceae; Prorocentrales; Prorocentraceae
Source: the annotation of a GenBank genome assembly